ACAGCUGCAAUCGCAGUGUGACCAAACCGCUGCACCGAUCUAUCGAUAUACCAGCGUUAUCGUGCUCCUUUCAUCGCCAGCAAGUAGCGGUCGAAUGUUUUUGCGUAUAAUUUAAAGAAAACGUUUAUUUGCGUAGCAGUUCACCCCUAGCAUCUGUUAUUGUCCAUACGAGCAGGCAAUAACAAAAACACGUGCAGUCCAGAACGAAGACAAAACAAAGAUCUGUUUCGCACUGCAAGAAGUGAAUAAAAAAGCCUCAUUAUGGGAAUGGUAACGAAGCGUAAGAAGAUGCACUAUGGUGAUACGCACCUGCAGCGUCGCUGGCGCGUCCGAAACCGCCGUCGCGAUCUGGACCAAAUCGAUGACGAUCUUCGCACCCGCAGCGGCGAGUUAAUCAAUCAAAACGUUGACUUGGAGAAGCCAGGCUUUGCCCAGUUCUACUGUGUGCACUGCGCCAAAUACUUCAUUGACGACGCAGCCAUGCAGGGACACUUUCGCACCAAAGUUCACAAGCGGCGCCUCAAGGCCCUUGAAAUAGAACCGUAUAGCAUAGAGGAAUCUGAGCGUGCCGCAGGUCGCGGCAGCUUUCAGAAGGCCAAGAAGCGGGGCAUAGAAACACAGCCCACAAAGGAGGAAGUCAUCGCCGGAAAACGCAUCAAAGUUGAGGAGAAAGUGAAAAUCACAGACACCGAUUCGACACCAGCAACAAAUCCGGCCAGGGCGACGCGCAGCAGACCCCAAAAGAUGGAAACUUAGCAAACCUAAGCUUUUGAUAAAAUGUAAUAAAUAUGAGCCCGUUGAGACGAGAUAUUAAAUAAAACCCAACUGGGAUUGGAUUGAGUUGUUGUUACAUUUUGA
Molecule: messenger RNA, 858 nt
Organism: Drosophila pseudoobscura
Lineage: Eukaryota; Metazoa; Arthropoda; Insecta; Diptera; Drosophilidae
Product: zinc finger protein 593 homolog
Exons: 2
Coding region: 262-756 (164 amino acids)
Molecular function (GO): nucleic acid binding; zinc ion binding
Source: RefSeq, a predicted model, not a curated record